AUGGAUAUUACCAAACUUAGUAGUAAUGAAAUUAAGGAGAUACUGUUAUGGUUGCAUGCAUGCAUAUAUUAUAUUCAGGAUUUGCAUGAUUUAUUUGCUGCACUUAUAGUUCAAAUACCAUUGGAUACGCAUCGAUCUUUAUUUCGAAAUUAUUAUAAUACAUUUACAUCUGAAGAUGCUAUUCAAGCUUUAGGCAACUUACGCUUUUCUCAUACAGUAUGUACACCAGACCCUAAUGAUCCCUCUCGUCAACAACGAACCACAACAACUACAACUUUUAAUAUGGCUCGAGAAAUGGCAAAAUCACUUUGUCAACAUUUUCAAAAUUGUCGAUUAAUGGAGAAUGCAGUAGAUCCUCAAAAUAGAACCUUUCGUGAUAAAGGCAUUUGGCAUUUAACUCCUAAGGGUUUAUGUAUUUUACAAGAUUUUUGUUUACGAACAGAGGUUAAUAUAUCUGAACUUCGAAAGCAUUUUAGUCAUAUGGAAGCAAUUCAAUUAGUUCGUUUAGAACGUAAUCUUGAUGAUGACCAAUUGAUAUUAACAAGAGCUCAAGUUUCAGUUAUCUUUCGUGUUAUGAUGGUUUCUUUACCUCUUGAUGGUGAAUUAUCAAGUUCGGGUAAUGCUAGUUCAGUGUCUGUAUCAUCCAGGCAACAACCUUGUAGUACUCCUGCUUCAUCUACUACCUCUUCAGUCUCUUCAGCAACUUCUUCUUCUUCUCCUUCAUUGAGUACACCCUUUGCUAUGUCUUCUGCUUCAUCUAUGGGUGAUUCACGAGUCCAAAUUCUUGGAAAUUAUCUUCUUACUCUCUCUAAAUCAAAUCGUACUACUCAAGUUAAAACAGCUAAAACGAUGCGAACUGUCUUUUCUUCUCAAAUGUGUUAUGACUGGCUUAUGGAUUAUACAACUAUUUCAUGUCGAGAAGAAGCUGAAAGUAUUGGUCAAGAAUUUAUUAAAUAUAAUUGGAUAGAAUUUCAAGAUAUGAAACAUCAAAGUAUACCCUUCAAGGUAUCCAAGGUGGUUAUGUUUGUCGUUACUGAAAAGGGUAAAAAAGUCGUGUUGGAGACACCAAAGCAACCCAUCUCCCUUCCACCCUUGAGUCAGACAUUAUCUACAGAUCGAUCGAAAUCUCACUCUGAAAUAGUGCGUUCGCGUAGUAACACGAUUAUAGAAGAAGAAGGAGGAGAAGGAGAAGAAGAAGAAGAAGAAAAAGCAACUUUACAAGAGAUACUUUCACAGGAUCCUGAAUCAUUAUUAAUUACACAGUCAACAACUACAAUAGUAAAUGAUGAAGAUGCAUCAGGGAAUGAUAACAACCUAGGUCAAUCUACUCUAUCUUCUAAUCGUCCAUCUAGUAUUGCUAUUGAUCAUCAUCAUUCUCAACCUGCUGAUACAAAAGAAAGUAAUUCAGCACGACUGAAAAUCAUACUUGAAAAUGCUAAACUUCGUUCACCUUUCAAAGAUUUCUUGAGAGCAAACUUUUGUGAAGAAAAUUUGGAUUUCUGGAUAGAUUACAAUACACUUCGAAGAAAAUGUCGUAAUCAAAGCCCAGCGUUACCCACUCAGAAUCAAAAGGAUUUAAUGGAAGAAGUUUAUGAUAUUUGGUCAACUUAUUUAGCGCCGGGUUCAUCUUGUGAACUCAAUGUAGAGCAUUCCCUUUGUCAAGAAAUGGCAAGAAUUAUAAACUCUGUAAUAACUGUCAUCCCUGCCUAUCUUGGUCAAGGCAAACCUACAAUCGUCAUCACUGCUUCCUCUGCUUCACAAAGCUUAAGAAUGAUGUUGAAAUUAUUUGAUCGAGUCAAUGAGCAUAUUUGUCGUUUAAUGGCUUCCGAUUCUGUUCCAAAAUUUGUAAAAACUGAAAAAUACCGUAAAAUAAUAGACUCAAUUGAAAGAAGUGAACGUAAAAAGCAAAGAGGAUUAGAGGAACUAACGGACUCUCUUCGUAAUAUGGAUACUACUGAUGAAUCAUAUCAUGUUGAAAUACAAGCGUAA
This is a messenger RNA of Cokeromyces recurvatus, 1989 nucleotides long. Its product is annotated as regulator of G protein signaling domain-containing protein. The record is from RefSeq and is a predicted model, not a curated record. The transcript is spliced from 2 exons. The coding region runs from base 1 to 1989 and encodes 662 amino acids. Gene Ontology annotation, biological process: intracellular signal transduction. Lineage: Eukaryota; Fungi; Mucoromycota; Mucoromycetes; Mucorales; Mucoraceae.